AUGAUAGUUGCUGGUGUUAAGCAUACUUCGGGAAAAAAGAAGGUUCGUGGGCCCACAUUACUAAAAGAAAUUUGGAAGUUGCCUCCAGGGAAGACAAUCGCUGUGCAGUUCAAUAGUCGUAACCAAGCCAUUAAGAAAGAUGGUCGCAAGCUUGCAAGCUUUCUAGGAUUUGUUGCUAGAACUCCAGAACUAACGUCGUUACAUAUACAUGAUUGGAGAAGCUUUGACAAAGACGAAAAGAAGAAAUUGGUAGAGUUUGUGAGAAAGAAGUUUUCUGUACCAACGUGUGGAGAAGAGUUUGUCAUAAAGUCAAUCCGAAAGAAAUGGAAAGAUUACAAAUGUGAUUUAAAAAGUGUUUAUCUGACAAAAUUUAAGACCAAUGAUGUGUUGUUGAAGAAUAAACCGAAUCGUAUACCAAGGGAUCAGUGGACUGGUCUAGUUUCCUAUUGGGUUUCAGAAAAAGCUAAGAGGCGCAACCAAACAAACAGAAACAAUAGGGCGAAGCAAAAGAUGCCACAUACAGGAGGAUCAAAAAGUAUUGCCACCUUGAUGGAUGAGAAGGCUGAAAAUGGGGUUGAGCCUACACGAGCACAGGUUUUUAUAUUAACUCAUAGACCACGUAAGGAUGGUAGACCACUGGAUGAGGAGUCUUCAAAGACAAUUGUUCCCGAUGCCAACAGUGGCCAUGAACGGGGACAACUAUCACCACAUAUGUUGUUUAAAGGACAGAGUGUUGCUGAAAAUGUUCCAUCUUCUCACGGUCAUACAGUAUGAUGUUCGAAUACCAUGUGGAAAAUUUCAAUAUUAUGAAGAGUUGCUGGAAUUGUUGGAGGGCUAUGCAUUUAGAAACUUCUUGUUGCUAGUAUUUGACAGGAAUUGUUAUAAUGACCUUAGUUAUUUAGUUUAAACACAUUAUAUUAUCUUUUAGUUCGCUAGUUACAUUAGUGUUAUGAGUUAGUACUUGCUUUUGUUUAUCUUGAGUUAAUGAUGUGUAUUGC
Messenger RNA from Lycium barbarum (goji berry), 998 nucleotides. RefSeq lists its product as uncharacterized. The record is from RefSeq and is a predicted model, not a curated record. The transcript is spliced from 7 exons. Bases 1 to 774 code for a protein of 257 amino acids. Lineage: Eukaryota; Viridiplantae; Streptophyta; Magnoliopsida; Solanales; Solanaceae.